Molecule: messenger RNA, 1285 nt
Organism: Mytilus californianus (California mussel)
Lineage: Eukaryota; Metazoa; Mollusca; Bivalvia; Mytilida; Mytilidae
Product: probable ATP-dependent RNA helicase DDX46
Exons: 5
Coding region: 248-1285 (345 amino acids)
Source: RefSeq, a predicted model, not a curated record
UCAUGUCAUAUUCAAGACAAACUGACAAACCAGACAAAAACAGACAAGAUCGAUCAAGGUCAAGAGAGAGUGGAAGUAAAGUCGUGUCAAAUUCAAGACAAACUGACAAACCAGACAACAACAGACAAGAUCGAUCAAGGUCAAGAGAGAGAGUCAGGUCAUGUUCAAGACUGACAGACUAUAGCCAAGACAGAUCAAGGUCAAGAUCUAUGUCAAGACAGACAAAGGACGAGACAGAUCAAGAUCUAUGUCGAGACUGACAGAUGAAAGAGGAAACAGGUCAAGAUCUAUGUCUAGACAAUCCGACUAUAGACAAGACAGAUCAAGAUCUCUGUCAAGACGGACAGAUGAAAGAAGAAAUAGGUCAAGAUCUAUGUCAAGACGGUCAGACUAUAGACUAGACAGGUCCAGAUCUCGGUCAAGACAAACACACAGGACACUAAACAGGUCACGACAGAUGGACAGUAGACGAGACAGAUCACGAUCAAGGUCAAGACAGACGGACAAUAGACGAGACCGAUCAAGGUCAAAACGAGACAGGUCGAGACAGUCAGACAAUAGACGAGACUGCAUGACGUCAAGACAUAAGGACAGCAGACUACCCAGCUUGACGUCAAGACGGAAAUCCAGACAGAGUGACAGCACUCCAGCUAGACUGAAUGACGGACAAACCCCAUCAGCAUCAAGACAGAGAGACGGUAAAAAUGCACAAAAAAGUUCUGAUGGCUUUCCCAUGCCUGAGGCCAAAUUUCAGAGAAAAGUGUUCCAACUCUUAUUGGAAUUGAGGACGGGGCUUAAUGAUCUGGCUGGGAGACCUAUACAAAAUGUAGGUGCAGGUGUAUGUCCUUUGCCUGACUUAUUAACAUCAAAGGCAGACACAGAAGAAGACUUCAACAAUAUAAAUGAAUUGUUGAAGAGACCCCAAGAAAAAAAGACCAGGAUAGAACAUCUGAAAAGGAUAGGGGGCAGUGAUUAUAAAGACAAUGUCCAGAAAUUUUUGCGAAGAGUAAUGUCCAAUGAACUCAUGGCAAAAUACAACAUGAAGGGAAACCGUGGAAAAUUAAAUUUUGAAUCCACAGAAAUAUGCAAGGUUAUUGUGACUGCAGCAUACCUGAAGUAUGCACCUGACAGAAUGGGAGGAGGUGGGCGUAAGAAAAAAGCUGAUGCAGCAGCAGGAAUAGUAGCGGCCAACAAUGGAAAUGGAGAGGCCAACAAUGCAAAUGGAGCGGACAAUAAUGGAAAUGGAGAUGCCAAUAAUAGAGAUGGAGCUGAUGAUAGACAAUGA